This is a messenger RNA of Schistocerca gregaria, 585 nucleotides long. Its product is annotated as serine/threonine-protein phosphatase 6 regulatory ankyrin repeat subunit A-like. The transcript has 3 exons. Gene Ontology annotation, cellular component: ciliary inversin compartment. NCBI's taxonomy places the organism in Eukaryota, Metazoa, Arthropoda, Insecta, Orthoptera, Acrididae. Bases 1 to 585 code for a protein of 194 amino acids. The record is from RefSeq and is a predicted model, not a curated record. Gene Ontology annotation, biological process: protein localization to ciliary inversin compartment. Gene Ontology annotation, molecular function: protein binding.
AUGUGGAGUGCAGACUUAUAUGCACAAGAUGAGAGCGGGGCAACUGCACUACAUUGUGCCGUGUACUUGAAUGGGAUAAAUUGUAUAGAGCUUCUUAUUGGUGCAGGUAUAGAUAUUGGAGUGCAGGAUGGCAAGUGGAGGACAGUUAUACAGAUGGACGGACAGUUUGCACUAUGCUGCAGUAGGAAAAGUGCUCAGCUACUGCUAAGUGUGGACGACUUGCACCUCAGUGCAACUCCACUAAAUGCUGCAGCAAAAGCAGACGAUGGUGACAUCAUCAUAAUACUUACUUCAGUUGGUGCAAAUCUUAAGGCAUAUGAUGAUGAUGAUGGAAUGUCAGCUUUGCACUAUGCUGCACUGCAGGGCUGUGUACAUGACGUACAUGGUAAGACAGCUUUACACUAUGCUGCAUGUCGGGAUAGAGUAGAAUAUGCUUCAGUGUCUGUCAGUGAUGACACAGAUGUGAACAUGUGGGACAAAGUCAGUGUGACUCCUCUCCAUUAUGCAACAGAAGAAACUUCCUCACUGUUGAGUUACUUAAUGAGUCCAGUGACCUUCUGCACAUCUGUAACAUGGAUGGAAUAA